AUGAACCACCUUGAUCAAAUUAUUUCAAAGAAAGAUGUUAUUUUCCAACAAAUUGCUGAUGGAGUUCGUCCCGCACCUAAAAGUUUACUUGCGUAUCCUUUACUCAUGUAUGAAAUAAUUAGCAAGUUAGUGGUUCAUUCAAAAGAGUUAACUGAGACCGAAUCUGAAUUAGUGUCAUUAUUUCGACAAGCCCAAGAACAUUAUGAUUCAACCUGGAAUUUUGAGUCAGUGAAUGUUGAGUAUGUGAUGGAAUCACCACAAAAGAAAGUUAAAUUAGAUCUCAGAACAGAACCUACUUGUAAACCUCGUUUGCCAGAAAUGAAAAAACCUUUUGAGGAUACAUUUUUCAUGCAAUUUAUAUUCGACCAAUUACGAAAUUAUAGUAGAGAUCCGCGUCAUCACCAGUAUUCUGAUAUUGCAAAACGUUUUUGGAUUCUUGUUAAAUAUUAUGCAGGAAAGCAAUUUUUUGUCAGAAUGGCCGGAGCACGAAAUCAACAUCAACUAUGUAAUUGGUUCAACCAUUUACAUUACAAUCUCAUAAUUCCUGAAUUAGCUACAGUCAAAAAUUGGAUUCCAAAAGGUAGUCGUGGUAUCAUUCCGUAUUUCAAAGAAACUCUUGAAGAUAUUGUUUCAAAAUCCUCCUGUAAGAAUGCAUGUAUUUCUGUUGACGGCAUGAAGGUUUUGAAACAUAUUGACACACUAAAUUCAGAAUUUGUUGGAGUAGUGUUCCCAUGUAACUCAUUUCAAGAUCUAUCCAAAUUGAAACCUGAAUCAUUGACAGACGAGAUGAUAUAUUUUGUUAUUAAUGCCAUUGAUAAUUCUUGGAAUAUGCCUAUCGGAUGGUUUCCUAAAAACGAGUCAAUGAACAGCACACAAUUUGUAAUAGAUCGAUUUCAAGAAAUAUUGAAAAUUAUUGAUAAAUCUGUAACUGUUGUUUGUGGUUGUGCUGAUGCUGAAAUUGAUGCUCAGGCUGUUCAACACGCAAUUCAAGCUACGCAUAAGGAUUUUGUGUUUCUCAAUGAUUAUGUUCACAAUUUUAAGAAUCAAAGAAAUGCCCUAUUUACCUCUCAAAUUACUGAACACAAAAUAUCAAUGCCAACAAUAGUCAAUUUCAUGCAACAAUUUCCACACUUGUAUGAAUUGCUUGAUAGAGAGGAAGUAGCUCCUAGUGAUAUCAUGGCGUUACAAUAUUGUUUAAAUUUAACAAGCUCACCGGUCAUUGAACAGUUGAAAGCAAUCAAUACUCCACAAUCAUUAGCCGCAGCAAAUUAUUUGACGUUAAUUCGAGAAUUAUAUGACUGCAUUAAUGAUAAUAAGUGUCAAGUUGAGCAAUUACAUAACAUUAAGCAACGAUUUGAGCAGUUAAAUCCGUUCCCCUCAAAAACAAAAAAUAUUUGCAUACACACUAUCAAUGGAUUCAUCACUUUGAUCUCACAUUUUCCAAAUCUUCGAUCAAGCUGUAUCACCACAAAUUCUAAUGAACUAUUUUUCUCUAUUGUAAGACAUAAGUAUCCUCGAGCAACAGAAAAACAGUUCUGUCAAAUGGGUUUGUUAACAUUUUUCAUAUAUUGUAUCCUUCAUGCCCCUGAUGAUGUUCCAGGAUUUUCUCUUCCUGAUAUUCCAUUAACUGAUCAUUAUAACGGAAUGAGUGGAAAAGUGACAAAAAUUCCAGAUUUUUCGCCAUACUGUAGCCCAAACUCUCAACUUAAAGGAUUCGAAAAAGAAUUAGAAAAAAUUAAUCAACAAAUUGCAAAUUAUGCCAGAAAAUCCACUUUGAGAUUAGAUACUUGUGCUCCAAAGCGGAUCUUUCUUUGUUGCCCUGUACCUAAUUCAGCUGCUGAAGAGGUUAAGAAUAUGGAAUGUCAAGAAUUUCUUCGUCAAAUGCAAAGAGAUGUUGAAUUGCGAAAAGUUACAAUGUCACAUGGUGAAGAAGAUCAAUACAAAGAUUCUCAAUCAGAAAAUGCUACUACUAAUAAUUCAAUAGAGGAGCUUAAGCAUAAGCCUAAUGAAUUACGGUCCGUAUUUAAAGAUAAAAUUUCGGUGAUACAUUCUAGACCUCAAGGGAUAAUAUCAUCAACACAAAAUCUCAUGAAAAUCGGAAACAAAUUAUAUCAUAUUGUGUUGAUGGAUUUGGAGACAACGGGAGUCAAUGUCAACACCAAUACUAUCAUUCAAAUUGCUUUUCUAUCGCUGUCAACACAUCAAUUACAUUCAAUGUUUGUCCAACCAGAACCAAAUGCAAAUUGGCAUCAAAAAGCUGCAACAAUGCAUCAGGACAAACUGGCCAUAUUAGCCAAAAGUGAUUUUCUUCGGAAUGUGAUUCCUGAUGUUGUUAAUUAUUUGACAUACGGAGAAGCAGCCGAUGUAAUAUUCUUAGUUCAUUCAUGGAGUUUGGAUGAGCAAUUUUUCACAAAAGCGUUAACAAGUCUCUCUCAUCAACCCAAAAUUAAUUUUCAUUAUUCCGUGCCCGAGAAUGCCAACGAACACUGUCCAGGAGUUCAGAGCACUUCAGCAGGAAAAACAUCGGCUUGUGCUGGAUGUCCUAAUCAAUCCUUAUGUUCAAGCGGAGCCAUGAAAAACAAUAUUAAUCAAACAGCAAUUGAAACAGAGCAGAUUAAAGAGGCUAUGAAGGCAAUCAAGAGAAAGUUUUUAGUGUUAUCAGGAAAAGGAGGAGUUGGAAAAAGCACAAUAUCAAGCCAAUUGGCUCUAACGCUUGCUCUUACAUCCCAAAAUGAUCAAGAAUCAAUUCCGCAAGUUGGUGUUCUUGAUGUAGACUUGUGCGGUCCUUCCAUUCCGACCAUGUUCGGGUUAGAAGGAUAUCAAUUACAUCAAAGUAAUCUUGGCUGGAUUCCAGCAUAUUAUGAAGAUAAUUUAGCAGUUGUGAGCAUUGGAUUUAUGUUACCUAAAAAAGAUGAUGCUGUUAUUUGGAGAGGACCAAAGAAGAAUGGUUUGAUUAAACAAUUUUUGAGAGAUGUUUUUUGGGGUGAUUAUUUGGAUUAUUUGAUAAUUGAUACGCCUCCUGGAACAAGUGAUGAGCAUAUUACAAUUGUUCAAUAUUUGAAGAAUGUUGACAUUGAUGGAGCAAUUAUUGUCACAACACCACAAGAUGUGAGCUGUAAUGAUGUUAGAAGAGAAAUCAACUUUUGUAAGAAGGUUAAUAUACCCAUUAUUGGUAUUAUUGAAAACAUGAGUGGAUUUGUCUGUCCUCAUUGUUCAAACAAGACCAUGAUCUUUAAACCUACCAGUGGAGGAGGAGAGCAAUUAGCAAAAGAUUACAACAUUCCGUUCUUAGGAAGCAUUCCUUUGGAUCCAGUAGUAAUGCAGGCCUGUGAAACAGGAAAAAGUAUCGUUCGAGAUCAUCCUGAAUCACCUGCUUCACAAGUCAUGAAAGAAAUCGUUCAAAAGAUUGUGCAGCACAAACAACAGAAUUCCCUCCUGAACAAUCAUUAA
Molecule: messenger RNA, 3450 nt
Organism: Naegleria fowleri
Lineage: Eukaryota; Heterolobosea; Eutetramitea; Acrasida; Naegleriidae
Exons: 3
Coding region: 1-3450 (1149 amino acids)
Biological process (GO): iron-sulfur cluster assembly
Cellular component (GO): cytosol
Molecular function (GO): ATP-dependent FeS chaperone activity; nucleic acid binding; ATP binding
Source: RefSeq, a predicted model, not a curated record